Moneuplotes crassus is the source of this 1346-nucleotide messenger RNA. The record is from the annotation of a GenBank genome assembly. Lineage: Eukaryota; Ciliophora; Spirotrichea; Euplotida; Euplotidae.
CUUGGGUUUAUAAAACUUAAGGAAAAUGAACGAGAAAGAAGCGAAUGAAAAGGAGAAGGAAAUCAAAAUAGAUCUGGGUAUUCAAAAGAAGGAGGAACAGGAGGGGAAAGAUAAUGAAGAGGAGAAGAAUAAAAUUGAAGGAGAUAACUAUCCUAGUAGUGAGAAUCAGACUGAAAAAGCUAUUGGUCCCAAUUCGAGAAAUAAUGAAGUUGCUAUUAGCAAGAAAGAUAAUACUGAUAGUGAGAAUCCUGAAAGCAAUUCUCUCAAUUCUAAAGACUUGAGUUCUGAAGGUGUAUCAAUACUUUUAAAUCGCUCAAAUGUUGCUAAUGAUACAGAUUCUUCAAAAUAUCAACCUCCUAUAAAUCACUCAGAUGAUCCAAACAAGACCUCACCAGCAGAAGAUGAUUCUCGUCCGGUUGCCACAACUCAUUCUAAUGACUCAUCUUCUCUUGGCCUUUCAGGUACUUCCAAAGAUCAAGUAGCCUCAAGCACUCAAGAAGACUUGAAAAAUUAUCCUCCUAUAAAGAUCCCAAACCCGGAUUCACCGGAGGAGGGUGAAUCUAAUGAGGAAAGUUGGCCUGACACAUCGGAAGAUCCAAGUUAUGAAAAUGUGUAUACCGAACCACCUAAAGAAACAAAAUAAACCAUCAGAAAUGCUACAAGAGCCUAUUAAUGAAGAAGCAAAAGAGAACCUCAGAAAAUAUCAAGACCAAUUAUUUCGAGCUUAUGGAAAAGAAGAGAAUAUUAAGGGCUUAGAAUCUGUCUUCAAUCCCAAUGCAGAAAUUAUAGUAUCACAAAAUUCAGUAAUUCCUUUUAUUUUCCGUCAAGCAAUUUUAAGAAGCAAUACUGAUGAACAAAUAGCCAUCCUUUCAGAUGCAGAUUUAGACACAAUACUUGCUUUUGACGAAGAAUUUCAAAACUCAGAGAUUUUUAUGAAUUUGUCUUCUAAAGAGAAAGGCUAUUAUUCAGAAAGAAUAAUGAAGAUCAUAAAUGAAAAAGAAAAGAGGGCUCUAAUUUAUGAGAGAUUUACUUUUGAAGGAGCCCAUAAUAACAGAAGCCAAGUUAUUGAUGAUACUGCCAAUGAUAGGAGUAGAACUAUUGAUAAUACAGUAUCCCAAUUAUCACAUCGAGCAAAUUCAACCCGCUCUUCAAUUUCUGAAAGGAGACAAAGAGAUAGAGACCAGAAUGAGUGUGAGCAAAUUUCUACCGGCCUUCAAAACCCUCCCAAAGAUCCAAAAGAACGCAACUAAAACCAGAUACAACAAACAUACGUCCUAAUAAGCACUCUUUACUCUAAAAAUCCCCAACCACCCAUCUAAAAUCACACUAAAAACUUUCAAUCUCCC